This is a messenger RNA of Daphnia pulicaria, 1088 nucleotides long. RefSeq lists its product as uncharacterized. The record is from RefSeq and is a predicted model, not a curated record. Bases 633 to 1085 code for a protein of 150 amino acids. NCBI's taxonomy places the organism in Eukaryota, Metazoa, Arthropoda, Branchiopoda, Diplostraca, Daphniidae. The transcript is spliced from 2 exons.
AAACAAAGGUGCCUUGUGUGUGAUGCGAAGAAAUGCAAAAGAUAACAAACAUUUGUGACAGCUGUUUUUUUGAUUUUUUUUCAAUUACGUUUGAAUUAGUUUUUGUUUUUUUAGGCUCGAUAAGAAAAAAAAGGAGAUAUUAAUUGCAAAUGAAUUAGAAUUUAACGACUCGAUGAUAUUUUGGAUUGUUUUUGAAAAUAUUACUGAUCCACUAUUUUGCUGCUGCACAACCGAUUUUUGCGAUGGGCUUCCCACAACAACAAUUCCCUACAACAACAAACAACAAAGAUCCUUUUAUUGACUCUUUCUUUCUCUCUGACUCCUUUUUCCCCAAUCUUUUUUUGAACAACCAAUAAAAAGAUAGUCGAUUAAUCUAAACCCAACCAAUCAAAAAGACUUGAUUUUCAUUUGACGCUGCGCUCACAACAAAAUGGAAUUCAUUGGGAAAAUCUCGAGGCAAACACAGCAAGGGAUGGAACGGUUUUUCGUUUUAAAACUUACCACCGCGUUCCACCAGCAGUUCAGUUGUGGAACAACCGUCAAGCUGUCGGCACACGAACAUUUUUCCUUUCGUCUUGGGCCAUCAUCUUUAAAUAUUUCCAGAUCGCGUUAAUCAUCGUGUCAAAGAGAAAAUGCGGCCGUCCCACCGCAUCCUCGUUUGCUUGACACUGCUAGUGGUCAUCAUCUCAUCUUCAAUCGGUCACUGCCGAUCGUUACGGAAUCGCUACGAGGUGUGGACUCGAGUCGCCAGUAAAGAAAUGGAAUGCUGGGCUGGUCGCUUACUGGACAUUUGGAACAACAGCAACGACGACGACCAUCGUGCAGCAGCAGGAGGAGGAAAUGAGGCCGUUGUAGGGGUCUGGAGUUCCGCUCUGGAGACUCGCCGUAGUUUGAGUUUGGCUGACGUACGCAGCGGAAUCAGCCGGCUGCUUGGAUUCCCAUCAAAGUCGGCCUAUUUCGCUUUUUGGAAGAAACUUUUCCUCUUCGAUGUGGUGGCCAAUGUUGCCAGGGUUGGCGGAUCUCUUUUCCUCUACGUCUUUGCUCCUCACUUGUACCAAAUGCUUCCGGGAGGUUUAGUUGGUUGACGA